Molecule: messenger RNA, 5580 nt
Organism: Procambarus clarkii (red swamp crayfish)
Lineage: Eukaryota; Metazoa; Arthropoda; Malacostraca; Decapoda; Cambaridae
Gene: Gprk2
Product: G protein-coupled receptor kinase 2
Biological process (GO): regulation of signal transduction; signal transduction; protein phosphorylation
Cellular component (GO): cytoplasm
Molecular function (GO): G protein-coupled receptor kinase activity; ATP binding
Source: RefSeq, a predicted model, not a curated record
GGGCGGGUUGGCAGGCGUGGAGAGCUCGCCAUAUUUCCCUGGUGCACCCCACCCAAGUGUCGAGUUUUCGCUUGAAUGGCUGAGGGUCAACAGUGGCCCGAGGUGGUCAUAAACUGUCAAACUGGAACUAAUGGAAUUAGAAAACAUUGUAGCCAACACAGUGUACUUGAAAGCAAGGGAAGGAGGUUCAGACAGCAAUAAGGGCAAAAGUAAAAAAUGGAGAAAAUUGUUACAAUUUCCACAUAUAUCACAGUGUCUAGAAUUAAAAAGCAAAAUAGAUGUAAAGUACAGCUAUGUAGUGGAUCAGCAGCCCAUAGGGAGACUGUUGUUUAGGCAGUUUUGUGAAACUGUAAAGCCCCUGUACCACAAGUACAAUAUUUUCUUAGAUGAUGUCGAAAGGUAUCAAGUUGAGGUGGACGAGAAGAGGCACGAAGUUUCACUUGAUAUUUAUAACAAAUAUCUACAACAAAGUUCUUCAGAAUGGCAGAUAAUAGGUAUCCUGAAUGAGUCCUUGACAUCGACUUGUAAGGAGAACCUCGACACUGCAGGGAAAGAACUCUUCCUUGGGUGUGCUGCUGAAGUUAAGCUCUUCCUGGCCAAUGAGCCCUUCAAAGAAUUUGAGGCUUCCAUGUACUUUAAUAGAUACCUACAAUGGAAAUGGCUAGAAAGUCAACCAGUUACGUACAAGACCUUCAGAAUGUACAGAGUAUUAGGGAAGGGUGGGUUUGGUGAGGUGUGUGCGUGUCAAGUUAGAGCAACAGGCAAGAUGUAUGCGUGUAAAAAGUUAGAAAAAAAGAGAAUAAAGAAAAGAAAGGGCGAGGCAAUGGUUCUUAUAGAGAAGCAAAUUCUACAAAAAAUUAAUUCCAGAUUUGUUGUUAGUCUAGCAUAUGCUUAUGAAACAAAAGAUUCGUUGUGUCUCGUUUUGACGAUAAUGAAUGGUGGGGACCUGAAAUUUCACAUCUAUAACAUGGGUGGGGAUCCAGGUUUUGACCAAGAGAGAGCAAUUUUCCAUGCAGCUGAGGUUUUGUGUGGAUUAGGGCACUUACACACACAGGGCAUUGUGUACCGAGACUGCAAACCAGAAAAUAUACUUCUAGACGACCACGGUCAUGUCCGAAUAUCUGACCUUGGUUUAGCUGUUCAAAUCCCAGAAGGAGAGAUGGUACGAGGCAGAGUGGGCACAGUUGGAUACAUGGCACCAGAAGUCAUAGACAAUGAGAAGUACACAUUCUCUCCAGAUUGGUUCAGCUUUGGGUGUCUCAUAUAUGAAAUGAUUGAAGGACAAGCCCCUUUCAGAGCACGCAAAGAAAAGGUCAAACGAGAGGAAGUUGAUCGUCGGGUAAAGGAACAGCCAGAGACAUAUUCACACAAGUUUUCAGAGGAAUCUAAAUUAAUAUGUCAGCAAUUGUUGAAGAAGAAUGUGCGAGAGCGACUAGGGUGCUCGAGAGGUCGACACGGCGUUGCAGAAGUAAAGACUCACGACUUUUAUAAAACAGUUAACUGGAAAAGAUUAGAGGCAGGAAUGUGUGAACCUCCAUUUGUCCCAGAUCCCCAUGCAGUAUAUGCGAAGGAUGUGUUGGACAUCGAGCAAUUUAGUACUGUGAAGGGUGUCAACCUUGAUGCUACAGAUGACUCAUUUUACUCCAAAUUCAACACUGGGUCUGUCUCAAUUCCUUGGCAACAGGAGAUGAUAGAAACCAAGUGUUUUGAGGAGCUUAACCAAUUUGGACCCAACAACACACCAACUAAUGACCUCAGAUUAGACCUGCCUCCUCCUGAAGAUAGCAAGAGUUGCUUCCCCUUCCGACGACGGGUAUGGUGCAGCUCUGCUGUUUCAUCUUGAACAUGACCGGAGGCUUUCCUCACCUCACUUAGUUUUACGUCGGAGGUAGCUAGAUGAGGGUUGGAAAGGCAAGAAUCAUCAUCAUCAAGAGCACAGUCAUUAUCUCAAACUUCUGCUGUUCACUGUUGAACAUGGCAAAUUCAGAAUCAAGUAUUAACAAGUUCGUCAUCCAUGUUCCCUUUGAGCAUCUGAAGCUACCAUGAAUCCAUUUAGUGUGGAGUUCAUCCUCAUUCAAGAAGAUCACCUUUCAUAAGUCAGCCAUAAAGAAGAAGCACGGAUGUCAUCCUGUUUUUGUCCCUUUUGUGCCAAGUGUUUUAUGAAAUGCAGAUUGUAUUAAAGAAACUGCAUAUUAAGAGCCCAGUUGCAUGGAAGUGCAGCGAGUGUCUUACAUUGGGACUUUAUAUUCUGAACUGUAACCAUCAUUUGGAAUUUGAAAUGAUUUGCUCACACAAAUAUUAAACAUACAAUGCAUCAACAGGAACAUGCACACACAUGCAAAAAAAGUGUUUAUACAUAUACAUGCACACAUGAAUGCAUGAAAGCAUGCAUAUUAAAAACCUCAUGUGUAAAUAUAGUUCUUAUUAUGAUGACCAAACCACACAAGAACUGCAUAGUUCUUAUUACAUGCCCACUUUAAUUUACAUACUCAUUGUGUGCACGCACGUGCUCGCAAUUAAAUACAUUCAUGUAUACAUAUGUACAUGUACAUACAUAUGUAAAUAUAUGUGCAUGCACAUACUGUUUGUAUACAAUCAUAUAUGCAUGCAUUCACUUACAAAAAGAACUAAACAAAAAAAAAACAAAAAAAAAAAAGACUACUUCCUUCAGGUGAAUAAAUACAAUUGCAUUGUAUUUCAUGAAACUGGCAAUUGUUUUGUGAAAGAAAAUCUUACGACAGUGAUAUAGUGUGUUGCUCAUAUUUUGCCAGUAAUAUCAUGUGUUUAAGUACAGUACUCUAUUUUGAAUCAAGGCUUUUGUCUGGAAAAAUGAGACUAGUUUUUUGACUGUGGACUAUAGUUUUGAGACUUUCGAGAUUAUGCUGACACUGGACAGCCCGCGCACCGUCCUCGAAGCCACAGAAUUUGAUUUUUAUAAAGUGAAAGUCAAUGGUCAGUAUUUCAUACCAUAAUUGUGUUGUGCAGUCCAUCAAAUGGCCCUACACACUCCUUAAGGGAUGAAUGAUGGCAUAGUCAUCUCAAGUAUAUUUUUUCCAGUUAUCUUAAGGAAUGAUAUUAGUGCUUAGUCAUCUCAUAAGUAUAUUUUCUCGUUAUCUUAAGAGAUGAUUGAGGAUGAGAUCAUGCCAAAAGCACAUUUUCCCAGUCAUUGUUAUUUUUAUAUGCUUUAAUUACAAUACUUAAAGGAUGCAUGAGAUGAACUUUGGUGGGCCAUACAGUAUAAGUGAAGCUGGUGGAGUCAGAGUGCACAUAUUACCCAUAAUUUCCUAGGUUAAUUUGCUUAUGAUUUAUUGUCACUAUAUAUUACCUUCAUCUAAUUGCUAAUGAAAGAUUUGUUGGAACUUUUUUGGUUUCAAUUUGAAUUACUUAAAAAUCUUUUGUGCUUUCUCUUGACAUUGUUCUAUAAAAUGACCAUUUAUAUUAUGAAGUUAAACUUCAGUGAACUUGGCUGUUGCAAAUUGCUAAUUAUUGUGUUAGAACCUGUGAAGUGCUAAUCUAGAUUAUUAUAUUUUACUGCCCAUUUUUGUAUUUUGAACUUUUUAAUGUAUUUUUCUUGGAAUCAUUUAAUAGAAAUGAAGUACUAAUUAAUAUAAGAUACCUUCAGCUUGUGUCAAGGGAAAAAUAUAGUCUAGUACUGAUAACAUAGCCCAUAAAUAGGUCAGUCAGUGGUCAGGAUAGGUUUAUGGAUUCUUUUUUACACUUUCAACUGGACAUAAACAACAACAAAUAGAGCUUAAUGUGCAUUUCUGAGAAUGGUCAAAUCAGCUGCUGCUGUGGUCAAGACCACACCAUGGUGCCACGCAGAUUUCGAUUUAAAUUUUAGCUCUUCUUCAAGUGUCACAUAAUUUUGGAGUAGAAAGACAGUGGAUAGCAUAUCUUUGUCCACAAUAGAGCGAGACUGCUCGUUGUUACACUAAAGAACAGAUCAAACCAGUCGACACCAAGUUCAAAUGAUCAAUGGGUCUUCCAGGAUAGCAGGAUUUCACUUAACUAGCAAACUAUCCAAUACACCAAGCACCACCAUGUCAGCUGUAACUAGAGUAACAGGGUUGGAGUAGGUGGAAACUAUCACUACAUACCUGUUAUUCACCCACUAAGCAUCCAGCUCUGCAAAGGUCAAUUCAAUUGACAAUGAAUUUUUUUUAUUUGUGUUGGGGGUGGGAGUGGGGGGGGGGCUGCCAUUCCAAGCUUCAGUGUUUGUUUCUUGGAGAGCACUUAUUGUUUUCCAUGUCUGACUUCAUCUACCUGCUUCAGCUUAAAUACAGGGUUUUCUUUUCUGGAUCUGAUUGUCAAGGACUAAUGGCUUCCAGAGUUUUCUUUGAGAUUUAUGGUUAUCUUUGUGUUGUCAAACUUCUUUUGAAUUGAGUCAUUAGGUUGUGUCAUAGGAACUCUGGCUCUGGCCUAGGCCUCUUGGUGCUAGACUUAAUUAUAUACACUUGGUCCGUACACAUUAUUUUGUUAGUUGGUUUGGUUAGUGCCAUUGCACAUCCAGCUACCCAGCCUCUUCCAAUGGUUGCACUCUUGCCUAAAUGCCCUAUGCUGUUGGGUACACAGUUGCCAGUCAGGGCUUUGCUGGAAGUUGAUGUUACAGGGAUUGCUUCCAACAAAGUUUUGCCUAGUGACCCAUGGCCCUACAAUUCUUUGCCUAAGAAGGGGGGUCUGGGUUGUCUGUGUUCGAGGCUCUCCGUACUAGUGCUCCAACUUUUCCCCUCUUUCUUUGGAAAUGGAAGGUGUCCAGUCUGAGUAUUGAUUCGACAGGGCCUCUUAGUUUCCCUUUGACAUCUCAUGGGCGGGGAAUAUGUUUACUUUCUGUCUCAGUGAGAGUUUGAUGAAUACUCAGGUGCUUUCUGUUAUUCUGCAUAGGUACAGUAUCCCUAUUUCUGACUCCUUUUUGGUAAGGCAUAUCAGAAAUUUUUAAUUGUGCCUUCUGCAGUGUGGGAAUUGUGUGUCUGAACCAGAGCCGAUUUGCUUUCUUGUUGAUCCCAUUUGUUAUAUGAAAGGGUGUCGAAUGGUUUGAUUUUUUUUAGUGUCAUAGUGAGCAGUCUCUCCGAGAGGUUGAUUGAGAGCUCUGAACUAUAUUCCACUCCUAUAUUGUGACAAAACCAUUUGGAAAAAUUCUUUGCCUCAGUGGGGCCUAGUCAAUCAGAUGCUGGUGAGUUGUUAGUGACCUGUGUGGACGAUGACUUUGGCUAGGAAAGCAACCCAUAGAUUGCUGAGAAGGGAGCUUUUUAGUCUACUCGAUGCCUAAUUUUUUGUCUACAUUUCACUAGGCUUGGCCAUUUCAUUUAUUUUCGAAGAUUAGUACAUUCAAGUUUAAAAAAAAAUAGGUCUUUUCCUGCUGGAAAAACAUUUACAGCCAUGCAAUGCUGUCAAAGUUUUCAGAUGUCAGAUGUCAAAGUGUCAGAUCAGUUUGUUUUCCAAAUUGUGCUAGAUUUCUUCCUAAACUUCACAAAUUCCUGAAAAUGGGGAUACUGUAUAUAAUUUUUUUUUAUUAUUAUAUUGUUCUAAAGAAGCUUAUGACUUUGUAUCUUUUUACUUUUUUAUAUAAAUUAUAAAUUUGCA